Trichoderma citrinoviride is the source of this 2604-nucleotide messenger RNA. RefSeq lists its product as hypothetical. Gene Ontology annotation, cellular component: Golgi apparatus; membrane; early endosome. NCBI's taxonomy places the organism in Eukaryota, Fungi, Ascomycota, Sordariomycetes, Hypocreales, Hypocreaceae. The transcript has 7 exons. Gene Ontology annotation, molecular function: voltage-gated chloride channel activity. Gene Ontology annotation, biological process: transmembrane transport; chloride transport. Bases 1 to 2604 code for a protein of 867 amino acids. The record is from RefSeq and is a predicted model, not a curated record.
AUGGCGGAUCGAGACGGCUACGGGUCGGCGUCUCAGCCAGCGUCUCCCCGUCUGUCUCGCCGUCCGCAUCCCAUGCGUCGCCAACACUCGGCAAAUGAGCCAGACGAGCGCUCCCCACUGCUGCUCAGCACCUCCCGAUCCCACGUUCGAAUUCACAGCGGAGCUGCCUCGCCGCGGCGUGGCAACCUGUCUCGCGAACAGAGCUAUUCGGACAGCAGCAGAGGCACUCGGCAUCACAGCCGCCGCUCCUCCUGGGGCCAGCGCCUCGCCAAUGCCUUCUCCGAACGGUCCAUGUCAGAGUCCAAGGGCUCCAUCUUCCCAGACGAGCGGGUGUGGUACGAUCAGUUCACAAGCACCGACUGGGUGCACGAUACAAUUGCCGAUUCCUAUCGCGCCAGGGCGCUUCGCAGCAGGAAGGACUUUGGUGGCCGGAUCCUGACCAUCAUCGAUGGCGGCCAGGGCUGGAUUCUCAGUGCCCUCUGCGGCUUUGUCAUUGCCUUGAUAGCAUACACCGUCGACGUAGCCGAGUCCGUUGUGUUCGACUUCAAGGACGGCUAUUGCGCAAGAGCGUGGUAUUUUGACGAAAAGAGAUGCUGUCCUGGUGGACGCACCGAGUGCACCGACUGGAAGACAUGGUCCCAGGCAUUGCAUUACCACCCCUUCGGCGAGAAGUGGACUGACUUCCUCAUCUACGUCGUCUGCGUCAUCGGCUUCGCCCUCGCCUCGUGCUGGGUCGCCCUCUGGACCAAGACGGUGGUUCCCUCGGCGUACCGCCUGACCACGUUGGACGAAAAUCUUGCUGCCGAGGCUCCUCAGGCGGCCGAGGAAGGCGCCGGCGAUGACAGUGCCAGUCCCCGACAGGUGGUCGAGAGGAAGCCGGAAAACCCGCCAAUGGUCUACUACUCGGCAGCAGGCAGUGGCGUCGCCGAAGUGCGAGUCAUCCUCAGCGGGUUCGUCCUCCACGGAUUCCUGGGUCUGAGGACGUUGAUUUUCAAGAUGCUCUCGCUGAUUCUGAGCGUCUCUUCGGGACUGAGCAUUGGCAAGGAGGGCCCGUUCGUCCACAUGGCGACCUGCGUGGGCAACAUUGCGUGCCGUCUCUUUUCAAAGUACGACCGCAACGAUGCCAAGAGACGAGAGGUGCUCUCUGCUGCCGCCGCGGCCGGCGUGGCUGUUGCCUUUGGAGCGCCUUUGGGCGGCGUAUUGUUUGGGCUGGAGGAGGUGUCCUACUUCUUCCCAGCCAAGACGCUGUUUCGCACGUUCUUCGCCUGCAUCGUCGCCGCGCUGUCGCUUAAGUUUUUGAACCCAUACGGCACGCACAAGGUUGUCAUGUUCGAGGUUCGAUAUCUGGUCGACUGGGAGUACUUUGAGCUGAGUUCCUUCAUCUUUGUCGGCAUCCUCGGCGGCGCCAUGGGGGCUCUUUUCAUCAAGGCAUCCAAGUACUGGGCACAGAGCUUUCGCCGAAUCAAGGCCAUCAAGACAUAUCCUAUGCUGGAGGUGUUCCUCGUCGCCUCUGUGACCGGCCUCUUGAGCUACUGGAACCCUCUGACCAAGGUUUCCGUUGCGAAGCUGCUCCUCAACCUGGCGUCGCCGUGUGACCGCACCAAGGGCGAUGGACUGGGCCUUUGCCCGAGGUCGGUGGACGACAUCCCCGAGAUUCUACGGACAUUGAUCCUUGCCUUUUUGAUAAAGGGCUUCUUGACCGUGAUUGCCUUUGGGAUCAAAGUUCCCGCCGGUAUCUAUAUCCCAUCCAUGGUCGUCGGCGGCUUGAUGGGACGGAUCGUGGGCCACCUGGCGCAGUGGUUGGUGCUCGUUACACCCGACUGGGAGAUCUGGGGCGGUUGCGCAACUGCUUCCGACGGAACGUGUAUCCAGCCCGGCGUCUAUGGCUUGAUUGCUGCCGGCGCAACCAUGUGCGGUGUCACGCGGCUGUCUGUGACGCUGGCCGUCAUCCUGUUUGAGCUCACGGGCAGCCUGGACUAUGUACUGCCAUUCUCUCUGUCCAUCCUCGUGGCCAAAUGGACGGCCGAUGCCAUUGAGCCGUUGAGCAUCUAUGACCUCCUUACGAACAUGAAUGCCUAUCCUUUCUUGGACAACAAACACAAGCCCAUCUUUACAGGAGAUCUAACGGAGCUGGUCCGUCGCUUGCGAAGGGAGCGGAUCAUUGAUAUCACGAACUCGCCCAUGGUUCCCGCUUCGAGCCUUCGCACCAAGCUCGAGAUCCUGCACCGCCAUGGGGAGCUCGACGGCGGCCUGCCGAUCCUGCGAGACGAUGUCCUUGUGGGACUCAUCCCUGCCCCGGACCUUCAGUUUGCGCUGGACCAGCUUCCCGACGAGGGCUCGAACCUCUGCUUGAUGGAUCAAAUCCCUAGCAUUGAUGACGACGAUGGCAGUCAGCCGGACCCCACAGACUUUACCCAAUACAUCGAUCCGGCUCCUGUUGCAUUGGAUAUUCGGUCGCCGUUGGACCUGGCGUGGGAAUGUUUUGUCAAGCUGGGUCUGCGGUACAUUUGCGUCCUGAGAGACGGCAAAUAUGCUGGCAUGAUUCACAAAAAGACCUUUGUGAAGUAUACACGAGAACUUGAAGAGAAGCAGAGCGGCCACUAA